Messenger RNA from Magnolia sinica, 2012 nucleotides. RefSeq names its product isocitrate lyase. Gene Ontology annotation, biological process: carboxylic acid metabolic process. The record is from RefSeq and is a predicted model, not a curated record. Gene Ontology annotation, molecular function: isocitrate lyase activity. The transcript is spliced from 3 exons. Bases 130 to 1857 code for a protein of 575 amino acids. Gene Ontology annotation, cellular component: glyoxysome. NCBI's taxonomy places the organism in Eukaryota, Viridiplantae, Streptophyta, Magnoliopsida, Magnoliales, Magnoliaceae.
UUGGUGUUUAUCAGAAGGUCUGUGGCCCAGUUCUUAUAAAUUGGGAGAGGUGGAGCUGCUUGUUUGCAUGAACUUGUAGUGGUACAUCUAAGUUCUCAUACAAGCUUUUUCUUUCUCAAGGGUUCUUCCAUGGCUACAUCUUUCUCAGUGCCAUCCAUGAUCAUGGAGGAAGAAGGGAGAUUCGAAGCAGAAGUUGCAGAGGUGCAAGCAUGGUGGAACUCAGAGAGGUUCAAGCUAACCCGCCGGCCAUACACUGCGAGAGACGUGGUCUCCCUGCGGGGCAACCUCCGGCAAUCCUAUGGCUCGAACGAGCUUGCAAAAAAGCUAUGGAGGACUCUCAAGACCCACCAAGCCUCUGGGACCGCGUCGCGAACAUUCGGUGCACUCGACCCUGUCCAAGUGACCAUGAUGGCUAAGCACCUGGACACCAUUUAUGUCUCUGGCUGGCAAUGCUCGUCCACCCACACAUCGACCAACGAGCCAGGCCCUGACCUCGCAGACUAUCCUUACGACACUGUCCCGAACAAGGUCGAACACCUCUUCUUUGCCCAGCAGUACCAUGACAGGAAGCAAAGGGAAGCUAGAAUGAACAUGACCCGUGAAGAGCGGGCACGGACGCCUUAUGUGGACUACCUAAAACCGAUAAUUGCCGAUGGCGACACCGGCUUCGGUGGUGCAACUGCGACCGUUAAGCUCUGCAAGCUGUUCGUCGAACGUGGCGCAGCUGGGGUCCACAUUGAAGAUCAAUCCUCAGUCACUAAGAAAUGUGGCCACAUGGCUGGGAAAGUACUAGUUUCAGUGAGUGAACACAUCAACAGGCUUGUGGCUGCAAGAUUGCAGUUCGAUAUCAUGGGCGUGGAAACUGUCCUAGUGGCCCGAACGGAUGCGGUUGCAGCGAAUUUGAUCCAGACCAAUGUCGAUACUCGGGACCAUCAGUUCAUAUUGGGUGUGACAAAUCCGAAUCUCAAAGGUAGGAGCUUGGCAACUGUUAUGGCAGAAGCGAUGGCGAGUGGGAAGACAGGAGCUGAGCUCCAGGCGAUCGAGGAUAAUUGGUUGGCCAUGGCCCAGCUGAAAUCUUUCUCUGAUUGCGUCAGGGACGCGAUCAACAGCAUGAAUGUCCGCGAAGAAGAGAAGCGGCGGAGAUUGAAUGAGUGGACCAUCUAUUCGGGCUAUGAUAAGUGUCUUUCGAACGAGCAAGGGAGAGAAAUUGCAGAGAGGUUGGGUCUCAAAAACCUGUUCUGGGAUUGGGAUUUGCCCAGGACCAGAGAAGGUUUCUACAGGUUCCAAGGUUCUGUAAUGGCGGCUGUCGUGAGGGGACAGGCCUUUGCUCCUCACGCUGAUCUUAUAUGGAUGGAAACUGCGAGCCCCGACUUGGUUGAGUGUACUAAGUUCGCAGAAGGCGUGAAGUCUAUGCACCCCGAGAUCAUGUUGGCAUACAAUCUAUCGCCUUCUUUCAACUGGGACGCAUCCGGGAUGACCGACGAUCAGAUGAUGGACUUUAUCCCUCGGAUUGCAAGGCUGGGCUUCUGUUGGCAGUUCAUCACGCUGGCCGGAUUCCAUGCGGAUGCUCUGAUUGUCGACACUUUCGCUAAGGAUUUCGCACGAAGAGGUAUGCUGGCUUAUGUGGAGAGGAUUCAGAGGGAGGAGAGGAACAAUGGAGUUGACACUCUGGCCCACCAGAAGUGGUCAGGUGCAAAUUACUAUGAUAGAGUGCUCAAGACAGUGCAGGGUGGUAUCUCUUCAACUGCUGCAAUGGGCAAAGGAGUGACAGAGGAGCAGUUCAAGGAAACAUGGAGUGUACCAGGAGCCAUGGGCAUGAAUGUAGGUGGAAUUGUGGUGGCCAAGUCCAGAAUUUAGGAAACCAUGGUCUCAUGAGGAGUCUCCUACUUGGGGUAGGAGAGUUUUAUUAGUUUUCCAACAGUUCAUCUCAAUUAUAAUAAUUCUGUAAUAAUUCCAUGGGGAUUGGAAUUAUUAUUUUCUGCAUUAAUCCAUGAAUUGCUUAUCAGUACUUA